Procambarus clarkii (red swamp crayfish) is the source of this 569-nucleotide messenger RNA. The record is from RefSeq and is a predicted model, not a curated record. Lineage: Eukaryota; Metazoa; Arthropoda; Malacostraca; Decapoda; Cambaridae.
CUAAUUAAAUUAUUUAUUGUUUAAAUGACUUAAAGUUAUUGCGUUUUUUCUUACAGGAUGUUACCCACAACCCCAGUUAAUAUCCGUAAACUUGAGAAGGACAUUACACUUCAAGGCUACAGAGUCAAAGCUGGAACUAAAGUGUUUAUCAGCAUGAAGGAAUCUGGCAUGAUGGAGGAAUACUUUCCCCGGGCGACGGAGUUCCUUCCCGAGCGCUGGAUGAGGGACCAGCCGGAUCGUCUCAAUAACCAAUACGCUUCCAUACCCUUCUCUGUGGGCACCCGCAUGUGUGUGGGGAGGAGGCUCGCUGAACAGGAGCUUUACGUCUUCCUCGCUAGGCUGUUCUUGAAGUAUAAUUUGGAGUACAAGUACAGCGAGUGGGAUCCAGUGAUGAGGGUGCUAUACAAACCUGACAAGCCACAAAACUUCACCAUGACUGAGCGUUGAUGAGCUCUCGUCCUCUCGUUUUUUACUGUUUUCAAAAUACACUAUUUUCGUUGUGUUUGCAUUGUGGCUCCGUGCAGAAUAUACUCUUUCAUAUAUUAAAUAAAAUUAAAGGUUAAACAAUC